Molecule: messenger RNA, 744 nt
Organism: Endocarpon pusillum Z07020
Lineage: Eukaryota; Fungi; Ascomycota; Eurotiomycetes; Verrucariales; Verrucariaceae
Exons: 2
Coding region: 1-744 (247 amino acids)
Biological process (GO): endoplasmic reticulum to Golgi vesicle-mediated transport
Cellular component (GO): TRAPPI protein complex; TRAPPII protein complex; TRAPPIII protein complex
Source: RefSeq, a predicted model, not a curated record
AUGUCCGGUCCUUCAAAUGUUCCACCAAGCUUUUCUGAUCGAGUCUCUGGGAAUGGCGCGCAGCAGCUUAUACCUUCUCGUCAUCCUGUACCGACUCAGAAUCCUUCUUCCUCGACAGGACUGAGACUACCCUCGAACAAGAAAACCAUCUAUGACCGCAAUCUCAAUCGCAGUCGGAAUGCAGAGCUUGGGCGAGCGAGCUUCGCAUUUUUGUUCAUGGAGAUGGUGAUCUACGCGCAGAACAGAGUCAAGGGUAUUCAAGAGCUGGAGAAGAGAUUGAAUGAGCAGGGUCACCCUCUCGGCCUGAAACUCCUCGAUCUCCUUCUGUACCGUUCGACACCUGCCGGUAGCUCCUCCUCGUCUUCAUCUGCUCAGGCAACCAGACCUCUACGAGUCCUGCCACUCCUGACCCUCCUCACAACGAAGCUCUAUCCUCUUCUAUUCUCUCGCCCUGCAGAUUCACUAGAGCAAUCUACAACCAAUCCUGGGGAGUACAUGAUCAUCGACAACACACCACUCACCAACCAAUUCAUUUCCGUCCCAAAGGACAUGAGUCAAUUAAGCUGUGCCGCAUUUGUUGCCGGCAUAAUAGAGGGUGUCUGCGACGGGGCUGGUUUCGAGUCGAGGGUCAGUUCACAUAAUCACGCCACUGAUGUCUGGCCCAACCGAACAGUCUUUCUCGUCAAAUUCGAGGAUCAUGUGCUUGAGAGGGAGAGAGAACUAGAAAGAGCUGGCAUAAAAUGA